AGAGCCUGGGGCCACCCAGGUGCAGCCCAACUUCUGCCUCAUGUGAAGGGGAAGGGGGUUCAGCAAAAACUAGUUGUCCCCUCUGCAGGGGAAAAGGACCUCUUGGUCCCUGGUAACUGAGGAAAAGGCUAACUCUCAUAAUCACUGUCAACCCAAGUCUAAUAAAGGUUCACUAAAGAAAGUUGAGAGACUGAAGCAGGGGAGGGGUACUCCGUUGUUAUGGGACACAUGUAUGACAUGACUGGCAAUUAUGACCCGGUGCUGGCAUCCCACUUAUCUGAGUCGCUUGCUGUGCCCCACCAGUCUUUGUGGCUUACUGUAUCUUGGACCUGUCCUUGUCAUGUCUGGGCUUCCCCUGUGGGCCGCAUGCCUCCUUUUCACACGGAGGCUGUUGUGGCUGCUGCUCCAGGCAGCUCCAGCCCAGCCUGUAGCCCUGGACCCUGUCCUGCGGACCUACAUUGCCCCGGGGCCCACUGAGCCCUUGCCUUCGGAUCAGCAAACACCCCCCAUGAAUUCAUUCAUGGCUGAAGACUUCGAGUCUUUAUUACUAAAUUCAGAACCCUCAGCUCUUCCACCAGAGGUCCCUGAGGAAACAGAAGCAGUUCCAACCCCUCAGGAGUCCCCAGCUCAUCCACCAGAAGACCCUGAGGCUGGAGGACACUCUUCAACACAGGAGGACACCUCAGCUCAGUCUGCAGUGUCCCAUGAGUUGGAUCAAUCUGUGCAGGUUUCUGAUGGAUUGUUUAACCAGCAUCAAAUCUCCUCUGAAAAUGUUGACAUUUCAGGCGAGAAGAACUCAGCUCUGCCACAGCUGCCUAUUGCCGGUGUAGAACCUCCUUCAGUCCAGCCAAAGAGUCCAGCUGUACUGCCAAAAUCAUCUAUAAACCGUGAGGAGACAGUCUCACCUCUAGAUUCAAGUGAAACUCAGCGUCCAGUGUUGCCUUACCUGAACAUUACAAACGUGGAUGUUGGGGAUUUGAUAGCACCAAAGCACCCUACAAAGAGUAAACCACCUGAGACUGAGAAGGAGGCCUCAGCUGAAAAAUCUACCAAAAUGUUCAAACUUCCCAUCCAGCUGGGUGUCCCUCCAAAGGCACCUGAGACAACAGAAUUGUCUUUAUUCCAGCAGAAGACCCUGGAUCAGCCUGCUUCCAAGGGUAGUGCUAUACUACUGCAGCAGACUACAGCUCCUCCACAGCACCCUGAGGGGAAUUAUCUAAAUUCAGUACCAAUUCAUGGUGAGCAACCAACCUACACUGACGUCACAGUUCCACCUUUUAACCUGGAGCUCACCAUAACACCAGAAACUACUAUGGAGGCUAAAAAUUCUAUAGCCUUGACAAGCAUUGCGGCUCCUUCAAUGCACCCUCAGGUGACAUUUCCACAUCCAGAGGCUGUUCAGGCUCAGCAACCAAGUUUGACCGAUGUCACAGUGCGACCUUUGGAUCUGGAGCUCACCAUAACACAGGAAAAUACUGUGGAGGCUGAACAUCAUACAACCCUGAGGAAGACUACAUUUCCUCCAAAGCAGCCAGAGGUGACAUUUCCACAUCCAGAGCCUGUUCAAGCUCAGCAACCAACCUUCUCUAUCACAGUUGCACCUUUGGACCUGGAGCUCACUGUAACUCCAGAACCUACUGUGGAAGCUCAACAUCCUACACCCCUACAGCAAACUGCAGCUGCUCCAAGGCAUCUUCAAGUGACAUUUCCACAACCACAGCCUGUUCAGGCUCAGCCACACAUAUUCUCUGAUGUCAGACUUCCCCCUGUGGUGCUGCAGCUCACCAUAAGACGAGAAGCUGCUGAGGAGGCUGAACAUCACACAACCCUGAGGAGGACCACAGCUCCUCCAAAGCAGGCAAAGGUGACAUUUCCACAUCCAGAGCCUAGUCAUGCUCAGCAAACCACCUUCUCUGAGGUCAGAGUUGCACCUUGGAACCCGCAGCUCAUUGUAACUCCAGAACCUCCUGAGGAGGCUGAACACGCUAGAGCCCUGCAGCAGACAGCAGCUCCUCCCAAGCACCCUCUGGUGAUGUUUCCCGUUCAGGAUCAGCUGCCAACCCUAACGGAAGUCACAGGUCACCCAGCACAGCUGGAGUUCAUCAGAACGCAGCAACCAGAGACAUCUGAGUCAGGGGCCCCAGUGAGUGAACAGAAUGCCGUCAUGAACGUCUGCGAGCUCUGCACCUGCAGGAACGAGACGCUGUCGUGUACGGGUCUCAGCCCAAAGCACAGGCUCCACAGGGUGCCUGUGCUGUACCCCCAAAUCCACAAUGGCUCCUUCACCCUCUUAAAUUUCAAAGGAAACUCGAUUUCUUACAUCGACAGAGAUUCCUGGGAGUCAUACCGGUGGGUGGAGAAACUAAUCCUCAGUGAGAAUUACUUGACUGAAUUGCACAAGGAUUCAUUUGAAGGCCUGCUAUCCCUCCAGUACUUAGACUUAUCCUCCAAUAAAAUACAGCUUAUCGAAAGGAAUACAUUUGAAUCCAUGCCUUUUUUGCAACAGAUAAAUCUUCAUAACAAUCUAAUCGCUAACGUGAGAUUUGGAACGUUUCAGGCCUGGCAUGGAAUGCAGUUUUUACACAGGUUAAUUCUCAGUCACAAUCCACUGACCACUGUUGAGGAUUCGUAUCUUUUUAAAUUGCCAGCAUUAAGAUAUUUAGACAUGGGAGCAACGCAAGUGUCCCUCAUAACAGUUGAGAGCAUCCUCCUGAUGGCCCUUAAAUUGCGAAAACUGAUCCUACCCAGCCAUCUGGCCUGCUGCCUCUGCCAGUUCAAAAGCAGUAUCGAGGGUGUCAGCAAGACAGUCAAACUGCACUGUGACAGUGACUGUCUGACACACGCACAGUGUGAUGAAGAACUGUACUUAGGAAAGGCGGAAGGCUCUCUCAUGAAAGUUUUACAAGGCCGGGAGAAGCGCAACAGCCCUGAGCUGACCAUUGAGCCUGAGAGGGCAUCCCCAGGAGAAGAAAAGGGUGGCGGCUUAUCAGCCUUCAUGAACCUCCUGAUGAAGCUUCUCACUGCACAAGAGGAGGUGAAGGUCUCCAAGGCAGACUGGGACAUGGAUCACUGGGGAGAUGAGAGGACCGAGGCCCAGGGUGAAGAGGAAGAGCAGGAGUCACGUGAGUUCGGGGCACAAGUCCCAGGCUAUGGGUAUAAGAAGAAACUCGUCUUGGCAGCCCCUGUGAUUGCAGUAGCAUCAAUUUUCUUGGUCAUUUUCUGUCUCAUGGCCAUCUGUCAGAGAAGAACAGCAGAGGAAGGCAAAGAAGGAAGGGGCUUUUUCUCAAUUUUUGGACACAAGAGCCGCUCAGCAGAACACGAGAUGGAGGAGGGUGGUUUCCAGAGAAGGUGGCCGCUUUGGCUGUGGGAUAUGUAUUGGCCUCUCAACGCCACGCACAAGGGAAAUGUGGGACAGAGUGUACACCACAGUACGUCUGAUGAGGGUGACAUGGAGAAGGGUGAAGCCUCCACAACAACAGCCAAGGCUGCUACAUCAGAAUCGGCUGCUGAGGAGACGGCUGAAGAGAGUGAUGCCUGACACCGCCACCCUGUGAACCCCGUCCUCGGGGGACCUGCCAGUUGUAGCUGGGAAUGUUGUGUGAGCACUGCUGAUCAAAUACAUUGUAUUCUUCCAUUAAUCCGUGUCAUAAAUUCAUGACCAACUCUGGCCAUGAGGUAAAAAAUUAAAAUGUGAAUAGAUCAGUAUUUCUGCACAAAUAACUAAGGCUAUGGGGAAGGAAAGCAGGGCUGAAGGUGGAAUCCCUGGGGUAGCCAGUAAUUCUUCAGAGGGAGUGUGGUCAAACAUGGGUGAAUGUUACCAACCCCCCCAGAAGGGGUGCAGGGGGUGCUCCUGUUGCUGCCUACCUGGCAGAUCUCCAAAGUCAGAGUUAACUGAAACAGAAAGGAAUCUUUUACACAACAGCAAGUUUGUGCCUAAUUAUUGGGUAACCAAUGAGGGGAAGGAAAAAGAGUGUGACCUCAAAGAGCUACUUAAAUAUUUGUCAUACAACCACUAGGCUCAAGAACUGAAAAUAUGACAAGAGCAGAAGUUUGUUCACAGUGCACAUAAUCAUCACCAAGGGCUUUGUCAGUAAUGGCACUGGAACUCAAAGCCUGUUCCCUCUAAGAUACCCCACCCCCCACAUCAGCCUGUCACCCUCUGCCAGCUCAGUUCAGGUUGCACCAGGAACCUCUUCUCCCACCCAAAAGUCACAUAGACGUAGGUGACUUAGCCGGUGUCCAGUCACUGUCCAGCUUCAGGCAUGUCUUGCAGUUGAUGCCCUGGGCCCCUGCUCACUGGCCUGCACAGGGCUCCAUUGGCAUGCCAGCUGCUGACCACUGACACGCCCCACCAGGGGAGGGGAAAGAAACAACCACAUUUAGCUUCCAAGCUCACUCAGUUUCUAACGAUCUGGCCCAGAAUCCCAUGUAUGCCCAAAGCCUGUGGGAAUGUCCAGCCUCCCACCCAUCACAGCCAGUGUCAGCCAUGUCUGCCUUUGCCCCUCUUCCUCCUGCCACAGUACGCAAGCGGGCAACGUCUGCAGUCACACAGGCUCAGCUCAGACCCUU
Messenger RNA from Phyllostomus discolor (pale spear-nosed bat), 4569 nucleotides. Its product is annotated as leucine-rich repeat-containing protein 37A2-like. The transcript has a single exon. Bases 251 to 3538 code for a protein of 1095 amino acids. NCBI's taxonomy places the organism in Eukaryota, Metazoa, Chordata, Mammalia, Chiroptera, Phyllostomidae. Gene Ontology annotation, molecular function: protein binding. The record is from RefSeq and is a predicted model, not a curated record.